Messenger RNA from Monosiga brevicollis MX1, 888 nucleotides. RefSeq lists its product as uncharacterized. The record is from RefSeq and is a predicted model, not a curated record. Lineage: Eukaryota; Choanoflagellata; Craspedida; Salpingoecidae. The coding region runs from base 1 to 888 and encodes 295 amino acids. The transcript has 2 exons.
AUGGAAGCGUCGGCAGCUCGGCGCUUGUUGCGGAAACAUCUGGUCCUCAAAGCGUUCAUGUCUAGCAAGAACUAUGAUACUCUCGAGAAGGCCACGAUUCGCCGUUUGGCGGUGAAGAAGUACUGGGCCGUGUUUGAACAGGUGUUGUUGCGUUUGCUUGAUUCGACUCGCCCCGAUCAGUAUGAUUGGGCUUGGCGUUUGGCUAGCGUGAUCGCAGCAGAGCAGGCAUCUCGAAUAUCGCUGAGAGAUUUUGAGACCAUACGACCGAGGAUUGUUGCCACUUUUCGCGGUCAGCAUUUGCCCGCAGCCCUCCACGACAUGGACCGAUUCCGAUCCCUGUUUGCAUUUCAUUCUUUGGCUGCGAUACACGAGGCUGUUGAGGCAAUGGAAGACGCCGCACAAUCCCCUCUUGUUGAAGCGUAUCAAUCUGCUAUGCGUGCCAGAAAGCAGCGUCCACUCCCUUUUAAUGUCGCUUUACAAUGCACCCUUGCAUACAACACGAGUUGUGAGCGGACAUACCGCGAUAUCGUGGAACUGAUGGGGCUUGUUGUGAGUGAAGUGGUUGUCAGUGCGUGCGUAGCGAGCAUUGAGGAUGCCGUUGCCACCGCUUUCAAACCGCUAGUCUUAUGGCAUCCUUGGCUGACGAUGCAUGAGUAUGUUGCGUGGAGUGCAAGACACAUCGAGGCAUACCAGGGCAAAGGUGUUGGCCAUUUCCUCGCUCCCCGACUACGCGCAGAACCCAAUUGCCCGCCACGCAUCGCUGCCUUUGUCGACGGAACCGUGUAUCCGAUCUUCAGGCCCAGUGGUCGCAACCGUAACCAGCGGGUGAACUACGACGGCAAUCAUCGUGUGUGUACCGUUGUUGUGUUGAUUUCAGCUUUGGGCUGA